Molecule: messenger RNA, 1852 nt
Organism: Nymphaea colorata (pocket water lily)
Lineage: Eukaryota; Viridiplantae; Streptophyta; Magnoliopsida; Nymphaeales; Nymphaeaceae
Exons: 3
Coding region: 710-1567 (285 amino acids)
Biological process (GO): endocytosis
Cellular component (GO): membrane; clathrin vesicle coat
Source: RefSeq, a predicted model, not a curated record
GAUAUGAUGAGAAUAUGGAAAGCAGUGUCAAACAGGACGCGACGAAGGCGUCUCUCUCUUUAUCUCACCGCGUCAAUUCCAUCACCGAAUUCCGAAAAGCCUUUCUCCUUUUUCUCCCUUGGCCCGUGAGUUGCCUUCGGCGCUUCGCGAUGUCUAUUCGCUAUUCACUCUUCAUAUCCUUCUCCGCAACCUGAAAUUCAGGGAAAACCUUCUAGUUGGCUAUCAAGUUUUGAUGAACGAAAAACACUUGGGAAAUUCCGGGGAAGUCAUCUCCUCCUUCCGUUAUCCUUGUGCUGAGUAGAAUUUGGCAGAUCCUAAACUGCCUCUCGGAUCUCAGCAAUCAGGCGCAUUCUGAACAUAAACCCCCUUUCUUCGAUCCCUUAUCUUAUACUUCAAGUCCUCAGAGCCACUUUACGGAACCCGGCUAUUUAUUGCUCGAAGACUUUCCAAUCUGCUGAUCCCACUUCAAUCCAGAGAUAUCUUGUGCCUGAAAAUUGCUACCACCGAUCGCCACCAUUUUCUUGACCUCUGAGCAGAAAUCCUGGUGUUCUGUUUCGAAUCUUUUCUAAUUCCAUCAUCCCAACGAAGUUCUACUGUAUUUUGAUCGCUUGAAACAUCUAAAUCCUUGAAACAGCUAUUACAUCCGCUUGUUAAUUUUUCGAUACGCAUACUUCCUUUGAUCAGGGGAUCCCCUCCUUUUCAGGAAAGGAUGUCGUUUGAGGAAGAAGAAGCACUCGAGCAAACUCUUCUUGUCGUCCGGGAAGUCUCCGUGUAUAAAAUUCCUCCCAGAAGCAGUAGUGGUGGUUACAAGUGUGGGGAGUGGCUUCAGUCUGAUAAGAUUUGGUCGGGAAGACUGAGGGUCGUGUCAUGUAAAGAAAGAUGUGAGAUUCGGCUUGAAGAUCCCAACUCAGGCGACCUCUUUGCCGCCUGCUUCGUCCUCCCAGGGCAGAGAGAGAAUUCCGUGGAAACUGUUCUUGAUUCCUCCCGCUAUUUUGUGCUGAAGAUAGAAGACGGAAGGGGAAAACAUGCAUUCAUUGGCUUAGGUUUCAAUGAGAGAAACGAGGCGUUUGAUUUCAAUGUCGCGCUAUCGGAUCAUGAGAAAUAUGUCAAGAGAGAGCACGAGAGAGACUCAGGCGAAGAGAACGAGGAGAGUCACAUCGACAUCCAUCCCGCAGUGAAUCAUAGGUUGAAGGAAGGAGAAACAAUCCGGAUCAAUGUGAAGAACAAGCCAUCCACUGGAACCGGCAUGCUAUCAGCUGCUGGAAUUCAUGGUGGAUCUUCUGGAACUGGGAAAGCUGGCGUUGUUUCUGGCACAGGGAAAGUUGGUGGAUGCCUUGCACCUCCUCCGACUGAUACCCCAAAGAUCAGAUCCCCUCUUCCACCACCACCCAAUGAUCCUGUUGCUGCAAGGAUAUCUCAUAACAUUGGGCAUCUCCAUGGUUCUAAAGAAAGUACGAGGAAUGGUGCUGAUCCUCUGUCGGAUUUGUCCAAGAUUGAGAGGAGCCUCCCGCAGGUGACUGGUUCUAGCUCGGCGAAGGGAACUGCUUCUGGCUGGGCGGCCUUCUAAAAUUAUUAGCAGAUACAAAGUUUAGCAGUAAAGAGAGAAAAUGGCACAAAGAUGGAACAAGGAGAUCCCUCUCUGCCUCUCUGGCCAGUACACGGAAUGGGAGCUUCACAUACUGAAGAUAGGUGCAAUAGAUUUUGCUGUUUGAAUUUUCUUCUUUUGCGCUGUCAGCGAUGUGCUAAUUCCUUUUACCUGAAGAGGCGCUAAUUUCUUUAUUUUGCCCUCUUUUGAGGAGGUAUACUCGUUAAGAAUUAAGACUGUUUAUAUGUUGUGGAGCUUUGUCUGUUA